Molecule: messenger RNA, 1770 nt
Organism: Microplitis demolitor
Lineage: Eukaryota; Metazoa; Arthropoda; Insecta; Hymenoptera; Braconidae
Gene: Dnai2
Product: dynein axonemal intermediate chain 2
Exons: 8
Coding region: 1-1770 (589 amino acids)
Biological process (GO): outer dynein arm assembly; cilium movement
Cellular component (GO): outer dynein arm
Molecular function (GO): dynein heavy chain binding; dynein light chain binding
Source: RefSeq, a predicted model, not a curated record
AUGGAUUCGAAAAUAGAAAAUACUCAGUAUGCGUAUUUAAAAACACGUGCGCAAUUUGGAAAAUGGUGCAAUUUUUCGGAGUAUAAUAAAGUGGAAGUGGAUAUUAAAUCUGAUAAAUCAUUAAUGCAUGAUUAUAUUAGAGUAGAUCCAGUAACGAGUGCUACUCAAUGCAGUAAAAAUUAUAGUGUACAUGAGGUAAAUACAACAACUGCGACAUUCAAAGAUGCAGGACUACAUCAUGUCGAAGGUGGAUGGCCUAAAGAUAUAAAUAUGCACGACAUAGAGCAGACUGUUCGUUAUAGACGUAAAAUUGAAAAGGACGAACUUUAUAUUCAUACAAUGCUACAAUUAUUACCUGCAAUGGAACAUUGUAUCCUUCAGAAUAACGCUUGCAAUAUUUAUCAGCAGUAUUUUAAUGACACAGAAGCAGUACCAUUAGUCCAAAGAACAUAUUCACGUACUGUCAAUGUUUACCGAGAUGUUAUACCGGUAAAACGUCCCAUUACUCAUCUCUCGUGGUCACCAGAUCAAGGUACACGUAUGGUUGUUAGUUAUUGCAAUAGAGAUUUUAAAAAGUCAACAAUUCAUAGCAACUUUUCUUACAUUUGGGAUAUUGAAAAUCCAAAUAAUCCACUGAUGACUCUUAAACCAUUAUGCCCAAUAGUUGCGACAGAAUAUAAUCCUAAAGACAGUAACACACUGAUAAGUGGUUUAAUAUCGGGCCAAGUUGCAAGUUGGGAUUUACGACGUGGAUAUGAACCCGUUGAAGUAAGCGUUGUUGAGAAUAGCCAUCGUGACGCUUGCAAUAAAGUUUUAUGGAUAAAUUCUAAAACUGGUACUGAGUUUUUUAGCUCAUCAAGGGAUGGUCAAAUAAAAUGGUGGGAUACAAGAAAACUUCAAACGCCGAUGGAUACAUUAGUUAUUGAUCUAGUUAAACCAGAAGAACAGGAUAUUGAUCGUGCUACUGGAGUAACGACAUUGCAAUUUGAAUCAUCACUUGGUACAAGAUUUAUGUGCGGUCUUGAAAAUGGUAUUGUUAUAUCGGGUAAUCGCAAAGGUAAAACACCCAGUGAAAAAAUAGCAACACGUUUUCAUGCGCAGUAUGGGCCAGUUAUUACUGUAUUGAGAAAUCCAACUUUUGUUAAAAAUUUUUUAACCGUCGGUGAUUGGGCUGCUAGAAUUUGGUCUGAAGAUUGUCGUGAAUCUUGUAUUACUUGGACUCCAGGACAUCGUGAACUUCUUACGGGUGGCGCAUGGAGUACAACACGUUUUUCAGUAUUUUUUUUAACUAAAACAGAUGGUACAUUAGAUGUAUGGGAUUUACUAGUUCAACAAGAUUCACCUGUUCUCAGUGUUAAGGUAUGUGAUGAUGGUUUAACGUGUGUAAAUCCACAUGAACAAGGUCAACUGGCAGCAGUAGCUGGCAAAAAUGGGACAACUUAUUUAUUAGAAUUUUCAGAAACACUAACUGUCAAUCAGAAAAACGAUAAACUAUUAUUUACAGCUCUCAUUGAUCGAGAAACUCGACGUGAAAAAGUUAUUGAAGCAAAAAAUCGUGAAAUUCGUUUAAAAAUGAAAUCAGUACGUGUUGAAAUAGAUUCCGAUGGUACGAGAAGUUCGAGAAAAAAUUCUAAAACUACUGAUGCUAAUAAUCCUGCUAUUGUACAAUGUGAACAGGAAUACGAAACAGCGAUCGAAGCAGAGUCAGCACGAUUUGCAAUGAUGGACGAUAAUGACAAUAAUAAUUUCACAAAUGGAACUGCUACAUAA